Arvicola amphibius (Eurasian water vole) is the source of this 3923-nucleotide messenger RNA. RefSeq names its product galactosidase beta 1 like (gene Glb1l). The transcript is spliced from 17 exons. Gene Ontology annotation, cellular component: vacuole. Gene Ontology annotation, molecular function: beta-galactosidase activity. Gene Ontology annotation, biological process: carbohydrate metabolic process. NCBI's taxonomy places the organism in Eukaryota, Metazoa, Chordata, Mammalia, Rodentia, Cricetidae. Bases 279 to 2225 code for a protein of 648 amino acids. The record is from RefSeq and is a predicted model, not a curated record.
AGCAAGAGGAUGUGGGGACCCGGAAGUGAGAGGCGGGGGCCCGGCUAGACCUGGGGGCGUGGAAUGGUUUCUGUAUCUCCCCGAGGGUUCCCACUUGGCCUUCAGUAAGGGUCAAGACGCAGGGACUUGUACCAAAGGGGAGCAAAGCCGGGCUCUACCUGAGGCCCCUAGGACUUCCGUCUCCCAAUGUCGGAGGUUCCCUCCCAGGAAUCCGCCACGUGACGGGUGGGGCAGCCCUCCCAGAGCAGAAGAACCCUUUAAGGGCUGUGGCUGCGAAGAUGCCGCCUGACCUGCCUUCCCUGCCGCUGCGGCUUGUGAUACUGCUAUUGCUGCUACUAUCCCAGACAGAGGCUCGCUCCUUUGUAGUGGAUCGGCAACAUGACAGAUUCCUCCUGGACGGGGUCCCGUUCCGCUAUGUUUCUGGCAGCCUGCAUUACUUUCGCGUACCGCGGGUACUUUGGGCCGACCGGCUUCUCAAGAUGCGUUUGAGCGGCCUCAAUGCUGUACAGUUUUACGUGCCCUGGAACUACCAUGAGCCAGAGCCUGGGGUCUAUAACUUUAACGGCAGCCGGGACCUCGUUGCCUUUUUGAAUGAGGCAGCUAAAGCGAACCUGUUGGUCAUUCUGAGACCAGGACCUUACAUCUGUGCUGAGUGGGAGAUGGGAGGUCUCCCAUCUUGGUUGCUUCGAAAACCUGAUAUUCAUCUGAGAACCUCAGACCCAGCUUUCCUUGCUGCUGUGGACUCCUGGUUCAACAUCUUGCUACCCAAGAUAUAUCCAUUUCUCUACCACAAUGGGGGCAACAUCAUUAGCAUUCAGGUGGAGAAUGAAUAUGGUAGCUACAGGGCCUGCGACUUCAAGUAUAUGAGACACUUGGCUGGCCUCUUCCGGGCAUUACUAGGAGACAAGAUCUUGCUCUUCACCACAGAUGGGCCUCAAGGACUCAAAUGUGGUUCCCUCCCGGGACUCUAUACCACUAUAGAUUUUGGCCCAGCUGACAACAUUACCAAAAUAUUUUCCUUGCUUCGGAAUUAUGAACCCCAUGGGCCAUUGGUGAACUCUGAGUACUAUACAGGCUGGCUGGAUUACUGGGGCCAGAACCACUCCACCCGCUCCAGCCUGGACAUAGCCCAAGGACUGGAAAAGAUCCUCCAGUUGGGAGCCAGUGUGAACAUGUACAUGUUCCAUGGAGGUACUAACUUUGGAUACUGGAAUGGUGCCGAUGAGAAGGGACGCUUCCUUCCAAUUACUACCAGCUACGACUAUGAUGCACCCAUAUCUGAAGCAGGGGAUCUCACACCUAAGUUUUUUGCACUUCGAAAUGUCAUCAGCAAGUUCCAGGAAAUUCCUUUGGGACCUUUACCUCCCCCCAGCCCCAAGAUGAAACUUGGACCUCUGACUAUGAACCCGGAUGGGAAUUUGCUGUCUUUCCUAGACUUUCUCUGUCCCCAUGGCCCCAUCCGUUCAGUUUUGCCGUUGACAUUUGAGGCUGUCAAGCAGGACCAUGGCUUUAUGCUCUACCGGACCUAUCUGACUUUCACUGUUUUUGAACCAACACCAUUCUGGGUGCCAAAUAAUGGAGUUCAUGACCGUGCCUAUGUGAUGGUGGAUGGGGUAUUCAAGGGUAUUCUGGAACGGAACUUGAAACAGGAACUAUAUUUGACUGGGAAAGUGGGCACCAAGCUGGAUAUAUUGCUAGAGAAUAUGGGGAGGCUCAGUUUUGGGUCUAACCACAGUGACUUCAAGGGCCUGUUAGAAGCACCACUUCUUGGGCAGACACUCCUCACUGAGUGGAUUAUGUUCCCUCUCAAGAUUGAUAAGCUUAUAAGGUGGUGGUUCCCCCUGCAGCUGGUGAAAAGAGCACAGCCUCAAGUUUUUUCUGUUCCUGCCUUCUAUUCCACAACAUUUUCGGUGUUAGGCAAACUUGGAGACACGUUUCUGCAUCUAUCUGGAUGGACCAAGGGUCAAGUAUGGAUCAAUGGGUUUAACUUGGGCCGGUACUGGACAAAGCGGGGUCCACAGCAGACCCUCUAUGUGCCAAGACAUCUGCUGCUUAAUAGAUCGAUCAACAAAGUCACAUUGCUGGAGCUAGAAAACAUGCCGCGUGAGCCCAAAAUCCAAUUUUUGGAUAAGCCUAUCCUCAAUAGCACUUUGCACUGGGGCUAUACCUAUUUUCUCUCAGAAACACAAAGUUCAUAUGAACCAAUGGAGUUAAGUGGGCACUGAAAGAAAGAUGACCUUUGAAUCUGAGACACAGGGCAAGAUCCUUUGGUACUGGUCACAGUGGCCAUAAAGAAUCAAAGGCUACAAUCUCACCGAAUGUACGUACAGAUACAGUUUUCUUGCCAAACUUUAUUGUGAUUAAAAUUCCAAAGACAGUACUGGCUCCACACACCUCUGUGGCCCUGGCUUUGCCCUUGUUCCUGAGUGUCCUUCACCCCCAUCUUCCACAUAACCUUGAGCUUCAUGAGGAGGAAAAAAACUCUAGGUCUGAAUGUGUCCUCUCAGGGCCUAGAGUUGCCCCAGGUGGCUAUAAGAAAUCAGGAAGAAGACCUCCCUGCCUGACUGCGAUGGUCUCGAAGGCAACGUGUGGAGCAGAAAGAGAAGUCGAGGUAGUGAAAGGGAAUGAGGCCUUGGAGGGACACUCCACAACUCCAACAGCGUCUGAACAAAAGAAAAAAAAAAAUGACUGGACAGGUACCACACAAACUUUCCCCAGCCCGUAAAGGGCCCAGGGAAUCUCAAAUUCCCUCCGUGACCCUAUUCAACACCAUGAAGACACUUGUCCUCCUUACCCCAAGUGACUCCUACUACACGAAGCCCACCCUCUCACUCAUCCCCUGACCCCCAUACCCAGCUUUGCCAACUGCAGAGUCAGGAACUGAAGGGCUCGGGGCUCCCAACUGGGCAGCAAGUCGGCGCUCUGCAGCCAGAGCUCUCUGAAAAACAGAGCAUAUGUUAAAGAAGAGUCCCAGAGGUGAACAGCACGCCCAGGAAAUGACAGCUCAAUUCGGGGAGUCAAGGUAGGCUCUUAUGGAAGCCUCGCAGUGCAAGACUCAAUGGCCUCACCUUCUCUCGGUCACUGAGAGCAGCAAAUCGCCGUUGCUCUUCUUGCUCCUGUUCCUCCUGCUCCCUCUGCUUCUGCCGCUGUUGCUCCCGCUGCCGUCGAGCUGCCUUCUGCUCCUUUUUCUUUGUAGCCUGCCGGGCCUCCAUUUCAUGAGUUAGUGGCCCUGGCACCUAGAGGAUUUCCCAAAAAUAUUGCAAAACUACAAGUAGAAAGGACCUAGUGAGGAUCUCUGAAGCCCUCCCACUCUGUAGCUCCUUUUCCAGCUCACCCGAGCCUUGUUGUAAUCAAAAGCAUCAGGAUUCUUCUCCAUGAACCUUCGGAAUUCAUUACGUGUUGAUUUGUCAGCUGCUACGGUAUAAGGUGGCCGACCCCUAGCAUCCCUAAGGACAAAAACCCAAAACCGAGUUCAACUUGCCUCCUGCUUUUCCUAGCAUCACCCAAGGAAACAGUAUCGGGUGCCAACGGGAGCUGCUACAUUACGCUCUCUAAUCCUAACUGGCUCAGGAUGGAGAUACUUACUGCACAGUGGGGUCAGCGCCUGCCUCCAGCAGCAGGCGAACUACUGAGCUUCUUCCAGCUGCGGCUGCUGCGUGCAGGAGAGUAAAGCCACCAGAGCCCAAUGGGGCACUGAGUAGGGACAGAACUCCAGAGUCUACAGGCCCAGGAGGUAGCUGCUGCUUUAGCACCUCAACUUCCCCAGCUCGGCAAGCAGAUAGAAGCAUAUCCCAGAGCUCUGGCUGACCAGGGGCUUUGGCCUCAUCAACCAAACUGUCCAGUGGGGCUGCAACCACUUGGUCUGGCUGUGGCAAUGGUGCAUCUUCUUGAGGUUGCUGAAGAGAAGUCACAUGUGUCCCACA